ACGUGGGUGGCACGGCCGCUGCGUCAGUCACAGUCCUGGCUGCGGGAGUCGAGCCGCCGUCGCCGCCGCCAGCGGACGGGGCGGGGAUCCUGGUGUCAGGUCCUCGUCAACCCGCCCUCGUCGCCUCAGUCAGCCGUCCCAGCCGGGGCCCGACCGUCAUGGAGCGGUGUGGGGCCUACGCCUGUUCCGUGUGAGGCGCGUCGCUCGCCGCCGCCGCCUUGGCUUUUCUAGGCCUCUGGAACCCCCGCCGCCUCCCGGAGCCCCUCGCCCUUGGCAGCCUGUCGCCGCCCCCUGGGCGAUCUCGAAUGCGCGUCUAGUGAAGGUGCAGGCCCGGCGCCUCCACUGCCGCGGUCAGGAGAUGGUUCGGGCCUAGCGGAGCCGGGACUGGAGCAACAUGAACCGUGAAGACCGGAAUGUGCUGCGUAUGAAAGAACGGGAAAGGCGGAAUCAGGAAAUUCAGCAGGGCGAAGACGCCUUCCCACCUAGUUCUCCUCUCUUUGCUGAGCCAUACAAAGUUACUAGCAAAGAAGAUAAGUUAUCAAGCCGCAUUCAGAGUAUGCUUGGAAACUACGAUGAAAUGAAGGAUUUCAUAGGAGACAGAUCUAUACCAAAGCUUGUUGCAAUUCCCAAGCCUACAGUACCACCAUCAGCAGAUGAAAAAUCUAACCCAAAUUUCUUUGAACAGAGACAUGGAGGCUCUCAUCAGAGUAGCAAAUGGACUCCAGUAGGACCCGCACCCAGCACUUCUCAGUCUCAGAAACGGUCCUCAGGCUUACAGAGUGGACAUAGUAGCCAGCGGACCAGUGCGGGUAGCAGUAGUGGCACUAAUAGUAGCAGUCAGAGGCAUGACCGUGAGUCGUAUAACAGUAGUGUGAGCAGUAGCCAAAAAGGCCAGCAUGGAUCAGAACACUCCAAAUCACGUUCUUCUAGCCCCGGAAAACCCCAGGCUGUUUCUUCCUUAAGCUCUAGUCAUUCCAGGUCUCAUGGGAGUGAUCACCAUAGCAAGGAACAUCAACGCUCCAAAUCGCCUCGGGACCCUGAUGCAAACUGGGAUUCUCCUUCCCGUGUACCUUUUUCAAGUGGGCAGCACUCAAAUCAAUCUUUCCCACCCUCAUUGAUGUCAAAGUCCAACUCAAUGUUACAGAAACCUACUGCCUAUGUGCGGCCCAUGGACGGACAAGAGUCCAUGGAACCAAAGCUGUCUUCUGAGCACUACAGCAGCCAAUCCCAUGGCAACAGCAUGACUGAGCUGAAGCCCAGCAGCAAAGCACAUCUCACCAAGCUGAAAAUACCUUCCCAACCACUGGAUGCAUCAGCUUCUGGUGAUGUGAGCUGUGUGGAUGAAAUCCUAAAAGAGAUGACGCAUUCAUGGCCUCCCCCUCUAACGGCUAUUCAUACACCAUGCAAAACAGAACCUUCCAAAUUUCCUUUUCCAACUAAGGAUUCUCAGCAGUCCAAUUUUGGCCCUGGAGAACAAAAAAGAUAUAAUCCUUCUAAAACUUCAAAUGGGCACCAGUCUAAAUCUAUGUUAAAAGAUGACUUAAAACUAAGCAGCAGUGAAGACAGUGAUGGGGAACAGGAUUGUGAUAAGACAAUGCCAAGGAGCACACCUGGAAGUAACUCUGAACCUUCACACCAUAAUAGUGAAGGAGCAGAUAACUCCAGGGAUGAUUCUAGUAGCCACAGUGGAUCUGAAAGCAGCUCUGGAUCUGACUCAGAGAGUGAAAGUAGUUCCAGUGACAGUGAGGCAAAUGAGCCAUCCCAGAGUGCAUCUCCUGAGCCUGAACCCCCGCCAACAAACAAAUGGCAACUUGAUAAUUGGUUGAAUAAGGUGAACCCACAUAAAGUGUCACCCGCUUCUUCAGUGGACAGUAAUAUCCCAUCAUCUCAAGGUUACAAAAAGGAAGGCAGAGAGCAGGGCACUGGGAAUAGCUACACUGAUACGACUGGACCCAAAGAAACGAGUUCCGCUACUCCUGGACGAGACUCCAAAACCAUCCAAAAGGGAUCAGAAAGUGGGCGUGGGAGACAGAAAUCUCCUGCUCAGAGUGACAGCACAACACAGAGAAGAACUGUAGGCAAAAAACAACCCAAAAAGGCUGAGAAGGCAGCUGCUGAAGAGCCUCGUGGAGGCCUGAAGAUAGAAAGUGAAACCCCUGUAGACUUGGCUAGCAGCAUGCCCUCCAGCAGACACAAAGCAGCCACCAAAGGCUCAAGGAAACCCAAUAUAAAGAAGGAGUCUAAGUCUUCCCCUCGACCUACAGCAGAGAAAAAGAAAUAUAAGUCGACAAGUAAAUCUUCCCAGAAAUCAAGGGAAAUCAUAGAAACAGAUACCUCAUCCUCAGAUUCAGAUGAAAGUGAGAGCCUUCCUCCUUCCUCACAAACUCCUAAGUACCCCGAGAGUAAUAGGACUCCUGUUAAACCCUCCUCAAUGGAGGAAGAAGAUAGCUUUUUUCGGCAACGAAUGUUCUCUCCUAUGGAAGAGAAGGAACUUCUUUCACCCCUCAGUGAGCCUGAUGACAGGUAUCCACUUAUUGUGAAGAUUGACCUGAAUCUUUUGACUAGAAUACCAGGAAAGCCUUACAAAGAAACAGAGCCACCCAAGGGGGAAAAGAAAAAUGUGCCAGAAAAGCACACGAGAGAGGCUCAGAAACAAGCCUCAGAAAAAGUUUCCAACAAAGGCAAGAGAAAGCAUAAGAAUGAAGAUGAUAGCCGAGCCAGUGAGAGCAAGAAACCCAAAACGGAGGACAAGAAUUCAGCAGGCCAUAAGCCAUCCAGCAACAGAGAGUCAUCUAAGCAGAGUGCUGCAAAAGAAAAGGAUUUGUUGCCUUCUCCCGCUGGGCCUGUUCCUUCAAAAGAUCCAAAAACAGAGCAUGGCUCUAGGAAGAGGACUAUUAGUCAGUCUUCUUCCUUAAAGUCAAGCAGUAACAGCAACAAGGAGACAAGUGGCAGCAGCAAAAACAGUUCUUCCACAUCCAAGCAGAAGAAGACCGAAGGGAAGACUUCUAGUAACUCCAAGGAGGUUAAGGAAAAGGCUCCAAGUAGCUCCUCUCACUGUCCUCCAUCUGCACCAACUCUUGAUUCUUCUAAGCCUCGGAGAACAAAGCUUGUCUUUGAUGACAGAAAUUAUUCAGCAGACCAUUAUCUACAAGAAGCAAAAAAGCUAAAGCACAAUGCAGAUGCAUUGUCUGAUAGGUUUGAGAAAGCUGUAUACUAUCUUGAUGCUGUGGUAUCUUUCAUUGAAUGUGGGAAUGCAUUAGAGAAAAAUGCUCAGGAAUCCAAAUCCCCAUUCCCUAUGUAUUCAGAGACGGUGGAUCUCAUCAAAUACACUAUGAAGCUAAAGAACUACUUGGCACCAGAUGCUACAGCUGCAGAUAAACGACUCACAGUGCUUUGCCUGCGAUGCGAGUCUUUGCUGUACCUGAGGCUAUUCAAACUGAAGAAGGAAAAUGCUCUGAAGUACUCAAAGACACUGACAGAGCACCUGAAGAAUUCUUACAAUAAUUCUCAAGCACCAUCGCCUGGUUUGGGAAGCAAAGCUGUGGGGAUGCCUUCCCCUGUUUCUCCAAAGCUGUCACCAGGCAAUUCAGGAAAUUACUCAUCUGGGGCCAGUAGUGCUUCUGCAAGUGGUUCUUCAGUGACCAUUCCACAGAAGAUCCACCAGAUGGCAGCCAGCUAUGUUCAGGUCACAUCCAACUUCCUCUAUGCCACCGAAAUUUGGGACCAAGCUGAACAACUUUCCAAAGAGCAAAAAGAAUUCUUUGCUGAACUGGAUAAAGUAAUGGGUCCUCUCAUCUUUAAUGCAAGCAUCAUGACAGAUCUAGUUCGUUACACCCGGCAGGGACUGCACUGGCUUCGCCAGGAUGCCAAGUUGAUAUCUUGAACUGAACACAUUCUCGUUGCCUCUGAUUUUCUCCACAACACUGUGUCACAUCACAAAGGAAAACUGCCAUAACAUACAUACCACCUAGUCGACACUAAGAAUGAGGAAUAGUUUUCUCCUCGUUGGUUCAUGUGUUGUUGUUUUUUAUAAUCCAAAGCCAUCAUGUCAGUUGGCCCCUUUAAUAUUUCCAAUGUGAAAAAUUAUUUAAAUGCUUUUAAAUCUGCAGCACAUUGAAAAGAUGGUUUCCAUGAACUAUAAGAUUGAAAUUCCAGUUGCAAUUCAUAACUAAUGAAUUGAAAUUUUAUUUAUUUUAAUUUUUUUAAGUUCCCAGACUGGGGCUAGUUUAAGACUUAGUUAUUUCUGCCUAUGAAUUUACUCUGUUGAAUAUUUAGCAUAAAUUUAAUGUAGACAUUUUUAUUUAUAUACUUUGGGAGCUUUAUUACCUAAUGUCUUUUUGUGGUAGCUGUUCUAAGAGUAAGAAUUGGUUCAUCUAAAAUAAGGACAUAUUCUUUCUAUACCUACUACCUGAUAAUUGAAAUGAUAACUCUCGUUUUAUUAUUGUGGAAUUUACAGUUAGUAUUAAGGAUAUUCUUCUAUACAUGAAAAAUCACUUAAAUAUGAGAGAAUGACAUUCUACAUGUAUGUAAUAUGAACUGUGUCUGAUUUGGUAUGCAUUAUUUCAAAAACUGUGAAUGUGUGUUAAUAACACUACAGCAAUCACAAGGUGACUAUAACUUGCAUUUAAUGCAUUACAAAAGAGGGUGGGCAAACUUUCUAGAAGAAGCAUUUCAUUUUAAAGGUUUUCAUAAAGGACAAUCCUGAACUUUAUGGAUUUUAUUAAAACCAUAUGUUCUUUUUUAUUGCUAAUCAUUUGACACUUAAUCAAAGCAGAAUAAGUACUGAGGGUUGCUGCCUAUGUGUCUUUGAUAAUCUUUGAUGGUUAGAGUUAUUUUUCAGAUUUUUCCCCCUCAUACUGGAUUGUGAUGCUCUGAUAUGAGCAUGCAGUGACUGAUACAGAAAUAGGCUGGAGCUUUGGUGUGUGCUUUUGCUAUACAACUUACAGUUCUAAUGCCUGAUGUAGAGAUGGUGAAUUUCUUCUUUUUAAACCUAUCUUAUGUUUACUCCUUUUGUAUUAUGAAGGCCCUCUUCAAUGAUGUAUGUUUCUGAUGGAAUCAGAAAAUUUCACACUAGAAAAGUGUACCUAACUUGUUCAGUGUGAGCUCUCGGGACAGGGAGGGGGCCAGGGGUAGAGCUUAAGAAGCCGGCUCUGUAAGAGUUGUGUAUCAAAGUACCUUCUGCUGCAAGGUGCAUAUAGAAGUCAAAGGUAAGAAAUGUACCCUCUGUACUUUAUUUUUCAUGCCCCUAUCAUGUUUGGUGUGCCUUAAAUCUUACCUUUAAAUGAAGACUAUGGAUUGUUUACAAAUGAAGUUUUACACUAGGACCAGAUCGUCCAUACAUGAUUGGUCUUCUUCAACAAUAAUGUUAAAUUCUGUUUCAUCUUAAAUCUUUCUUUAGGGUCACAGAAAGAUUAGUUCUUUCAGAAAAGCUAUUGCUUUGGUACAUGACUUAGUCUGACCAAUUGGGUAAUGCUGCUUUGAAAAAUAGUUUGUCUCCCUCCCCAUUCCAAAAAUGAAUCUAUCUAGUCAGAAAAAAAAGAUGAUCCUACUAUUUGUAGAUGAUUGCUAAGGCCUGAAAUAGGAAAGGGGAACAAAGGGAUAGAAAAGCUUCAAGUCCCGUGGUGCAGUGAAUCCUUUGAGUUUGAGUCUUUUUUAUACUUAGUUCUGAAGGUGAACUUUCAUUGUCCUUGUGGCCUCAUAUUUAUAGAGUUUCUUAACUGUUUUGUACCUCAGAUUUUUUUUAGAUAUCAUUGAAGAUUGAGAUGUACAAAUUAUGUUGAAUUUAACGUUUCCCUUGGAGAAAUUGCCUCUGGUAUGUUUCUAACUUAAUCUUAGUGUGUUCUAGGAACAGUUUUCCAUAAGAGGACAACUUCUCAGCGAUCAUUAUAGUUAUUUAGUAAGAAAUAAUGGUUGUUAAUCAAGUACAUGUAUGUCUUGUCCUUCUCUGACUCCGAUUCCUUAACUCGCAGUGUUGUCUUAGAAAUGGAAAAAGUAUCCUCUGGGCUUUCAGACUUUCAGCAACAAUAGCCAGUGGGAUACCUCCAAGUUCUAGUGUGUUCUAGUCUCUUGUAUGUCCUGAAAGGCAGCAGGAGCAUUUCUGGGGUCACACUGAUUAUUUUGUUAAAGCAGAGUUUCCUGCAUGGUUUAUGGUGCUGCUCUAAUAUUUUCUCUUUAAAACUGUGUUAAUUUUUGGAGAAUGACUUUUUCAACCUUUUCAUUGUGGAGGGUUUUUCCCAGAAGGUUGUAAUGGGCAAUGAAUCGAAAUCCUAUCGUAAAUGAUUGACUAUUCAAUGUCAUAGUGUGUGGAAAUACUCCCUUUCCUUCAUAUCUGUCUUCUUAGAUGUUCUGUCUUUGUCAUCAUCUUCUCCGGCACAUACUUUGGACUCCUUUACAGGUGACCAUUCCUCCCUCCUUAAUAGGUGUCCUCAGUGUUUUCUAACCAUUUAAAACUGAAUUUGACAAGUGGCUAAAAACUUAGUCUGAGACUUGUACUUAACAUGUGGUUAAUUAUAGAAAUAACUAUUUUAACAAUUACUCUGUUGAUUGCUCUUUAUGACCACACUUGUAUGCCAGGAGGCAGCAGCCUGUACACCAUUGGACUCUUUACAAGCAACCAACGAACCAAUUGAAGUGGAUGCAGUUGUCACAGUAGUCUUGCCUGGGCCAGACUGGGCUGGGCUAUGGGGAACAUCUCCCUUCAGGGGAGUUUCCACAGCUCAGCCCAGGCUCCAGUCUGGUUAGAGAGCAUCCAGCCCAUUCCUUGCCUCACUUUUUCUGGGCAAGUGACUUUAUACGCAGUGAGUACUUCAGAUAAACUUACAGCUGUAGCUGCCGAAGAGUGGAGAAGGUUGACCACCAUUGAUUUAAUUAUCUAAUGUGAAAGCAAUUUAGAGCAGUAUGUGCACAAACCCACAGAUGCCUGUGUUUCUGGGAGCUCUCGAAGUGGUGGAUUCAUAGGCACUUGGGCUGCACUUUGAGCGGCACACUUGUGGCUUUAUUAGAUUCACUGGUUUUUAAAAAAUUGUUGUUCGUUUCUUUUCAUUAAAGAUUUAAUCAGCCAGAUAAGACAGCAUCAUUUUGUAUUUAAUGACAGAAACUUUGGUACAUUUUUUCAUGAAUGAGCUUGCAUUCUGAAGCAAGAGCCUACAAAAGGCACCUGUUAUAAAUGAAAGUUCUGGCUCUGGAGGCCAGUACUCUGUGGAGUUUCAGAGCAGCCAGUGAUUGUUCCAGUCAGUGAUGCCUAGUUAUAUAGAGGAAGGGUACACUGUGCACUCUUCUAGGUGUAAGGGUAUGCAACUUUGGAUCUUAAAAUUAUGUACACAUACACACUUUAUAUAUAUGUAUGUAUGUAUGUAUGAAAACAUGAAAUUAGUUUGUCAAAAAUGUGUGUGUUUAGUAUUUUAGCUUAGUGCGACUAUUUCCACAUUAUUUAUUAAAUUGAUCUAAGACACUUUCUUGUUGACACCUUGAAUAUUAAUGUUCGAGGGUGCAAUGUGUAUUCCUUUAGAUUGUUAAAGCUUAAUUACUAUGAUUUGUAGUAAAUUAACUUUUAAAACGUAUUUGAGCACUUCUAUAGUGUAAUAGGGCUCUUACAGGGUGGGAAAGAUUUUAAUUUUCCAGUUGCUAAUUGAACAGUAUGGCCUCAUUAUAUAUUUUGAUUUAUAGGAGUUUGUGUCUGGGUCCCAGGAACAUCUUCUGGGGAUGACUGUUAGGCAGCUUUUGAUGAUGAUUUUUUUUAAAAAAAAAAACCUAAGUAACUUGGGGAGCCAGAGCAUUUCAAACCCAUAUAGACACCUAUCAUACCAAUAUAUCCCCUAAUACAUGGAACAUAACUUUUAUUUCAACUUUAUGCAUUAAUGUGUUGAAGAGGCAGGCUUUUUUCCAGUAAUAAUAUUACACAUCUAAGGUUGCUAUUCAGUAAAAUUAAUAGAAGAGAUCAUUAUUGAAUGCCUUGGAAUAUGUAGUGACAAUAGGCCAAAUUGUUCAUGUUUGUGACCAUGUCUUUCAGAUACUCACUAAUGGAGAAAUUCAUUUUAGACCUCUAGGCUGGGUGCAGUGGCUCAUGCCCGUAAUCCCAGCACUUUGAGAGGCUGAGGCUGGUGGAUCACAAGGUCAGGAGAUAGGACCAUCCUGGCUAACAUGGUGAAACCCCGUCUCUACUAAAAACACAAAAAUUAGCUGGGCAUGGUGACACUUGCCUAUAGUCCCAGCUACUCGGGAGACUAAGGCAGGAGAAUUGCUUGCACUUGGGAGGUGGAGGUAGCAGUGAGCUGAGAUUGUGCCAUUGCACUCCAGCCUGGGCAACAGAGCAAGACUCUGUCUCAAAAAAAUAAAUAAAAUAAAAUAGACCUCUAGACCUGAAAACCAAGUUAGCAAGCGAAGAAAAGUAAAUUAUUAAUAGUAAAGUGGAUGCUGGUCUUACAAAGCUCCUAUUCACAUGAACCCUAAGGCUAAUUAAAAAGAACUUGCUGUCUCCAGAAAAGGGAAUGGAAAGAAUAACUAUACAUCUUCUUUUCAUGUAAUUUGGUCACAGAAUAAGGUAUUCAAGUUAAGUCUAAUCCAAGUCUUAGAGAUCUUUAAGUAUCUUAAAAUAGCAGCCUAAGUAGUCAUCAUAUAAAGAAGUUGACUUUCAGGAAUGUCAGCAUUGACCUCUCCUUGCCACUGUUACUCAGCUAAGCAUAACUUGCCAUUCUUAAAAAUAAAAAAAAGCUCUCUAAAUGAACGUGGAAAAAAAAACUCCCACCUAGAAGUUCUAGUAAUACUCAGUUUUGACUUCUUACUGCUUCCAUGUGGGGUUUCUUUUCAGCUUUUAACCAUUAGCAUUCUCUACCUGCUAUGUUCCUCUUUGGAAAAUAUCAAUUUGGAAAUGCUGCCUUUCAAAUCAAUGCCAUGAUUAUCCAUAUUGUUGAGUUUGUUGUUGCUGUUCCAGAAGUGUCCCCAUUUUACAACUUUAUGCACACACCUGGCAAAUCAUUGACAUGAGCAUUCAACAGUACUGGGAUGGGUGGGGUGGGGGGUGGGGGGCUCACCAACAGAACUGGCCCGGUUGACAUUGCCUGCAAAGGCACCAUCUUUGAGGGCCAGUUGUGGGGUUGGUAAGCACAGUUAUGAAAAUUUCUAUCUAACCUCCGUUUUGAAUGGUUUUAAGAAAUUUUAUAUAUGGAGGAUGGAAAUGCUUAUAUAUUUAUUGAAAAUCCUUUUAUUUGAAAUUAAAAUUAUUUGGUAAAUAAUUGUUUGAUAUUUUGGGAGGGUUUUGGAGGGGUGGUAAUGUCACUGAUAAAUUAAAAGCCUGUUGAUUUUGCAGAAAGGUACUGUUAGUGACUGAUAGGAUGCCUUUGUUUUGUACAUGAUCCAGAUCUUUGUUUUACAUUUUUUUUAUCCAAAAUAUUUAGGCAUCUGACAUUUUCAACCAAAAUUUCAAUUAUAUACUGUGAUUUUUAUUUGUUGCAAUACAUUAAAAUUUCAAAGGUACUUUGGGGCUCAAAAGCUAGGAUUUCUAAGUCAGUAUGUGCAUUUCACAUGAUAAAGCUGUUAAUGGUGAGCAAAGUAUUAUAUACUAACUAGAUUUUUCCACAUCUGUAUAGUAUAUUAUAUGUAUUUUGUGGUAUUGAGAGUAUAGAAAGUUUAGUGUCAAACAUGCGUUUAAUGUGUAUUUUUAAACAAAUUUAUGGCAAUUAAAAUAUUUGGAGACAAGGGUAUCACAUUUCAAUUUGUAAAGAUCUUUUUAACUCUAUUGUGUCAUUAAGAUGCUUUGUACAAUGCCAAACCAUAGCUGGAGAAACUAAGUUUAAUAAAUAUCAAAUAGAUUUUCUGUAUUAAAAGUUAA
Messenger RNA from Callithrix jacchus (white-tufted-ear marmoset), 9826 nucleotides. RefSeq names its product ALF transcription elongation factor 4 (gene AFF4). Gene Ontology annotation, cellular component: nucleus; super elongation complex. Gene Ontology annotation, biological process: regulation of gene expression. The record is from RefSeq and is a predicted model, not a curated record. NCBI's taxonomy places the organism in Eukaryota, Metazoa, Chordata, Mammalia, Primates, Cebidae.